Hibiscus syriacus is the source of this 712-nucleotide messenger RNA. Its product is annotated as E3 ubiquitin-protein ligase At3g02290-like. The record is from RefSeq and is a predicted model, not a curated record. Bases 1 to 567 code for a protein of 188 amino acids. Lineage: Eukaryota; Viridiplantae; Streptophyta; Magnoliopsida; Malvales; Malvaceae. Gene Ontology annotation, molecular function: ubiquitin-protein transferase activity. The transcript has 4 exons.
AUGGGAGCUUGUUGUUCUACUUUCCACACCAGCGAACAUGAAGAAGACGGUCCCCUUUAUCAUACCCACAACUCCAUCCAUGCCCUAUGGGACAAGUUCACCGGAGUAAUCAGCGAUAUGCAAUCUGAUGCCCCGGCUUCGAAUUCUCAAGCCUCAGCCCUCAAUGCUGCAUCCAAUGAUAUACAGUCCGGCGAUAUUGUCACAUUGGCUCCAAGUGUCUUGCGUUUCAAUGAAGAUACCGACAAGGAUCAUCGACCGAUUAAAACACGGGAGAAUGAUAGUAACGGAGACGAGUCAAGUGGACUUCGAUGCAAAGGAAGAUCGGUGGUAGAGUGCCUAUCGGAAUUCUCGAACGAGAAACCUGAAGCUGAAGUUGCUUGUGCCUAUGGAUCAUCAGAGGAUGAGGAUGUCUGUCCCACAUGUCUUGAAGAGUACGAACCUGAAAAUCCACAAAUAGUUCUUCAAUGUUCCCACAGCUACCACCUCGGUUGCAUAUACGAGUGGAUGGAGAGGUCAGAAAACUGUCCAAUUUGUGGAAAGAAGAUGAUGUUUGAUGAAGCAGCUUGAAAUCAGAUGACCGGAGACACGCACACACCGAAGAUUAACAUGAUUUUUUUUUAAUUAGUUUUAAGGGCACAUUUGAAUGAGUUUUUGAUAAGCAUGUAUUACAGGUUAGUACAUUUCCAUUCAUACAAUGGCAUUAAACAAUGUA